CCACGAUCAUCCACAAUCAUCCAUGAUGAGCAGUUCGGUCACUUUAGCGAUCCAGCGAGCCGCGAGGGCGCACGGCGAGGUGAACAGGGGACAAUCACAGGACGCGCCCGCAAUCGCGCAUCGCGCACGUAUCGCAAGUCACUGACUGGGGAUCCUGGGCCGAUGCACCCGGCGACCAGGCAAAGGGCGACUCAUCCAAGGGGUCUUUGAGAGAAGCAGUACCAGUAUCAGUGACAUCAAUUCUGCACGCGAGGGAAGGUCAAGUCAUGAUCUUGGUUAACCCACUCUCAGGCUCCUCGCACGGACGGCCCAUACCGCCCAGCAGUUACCCGUAUAUAAGGAGUACCCCUCAUCUUAUCGUCUUCCCAUCAUCAUCCUCUUCUUCUCUCUUUGACUCUCUUCACCUCGUUUUCUGGAACAGCGCACCAUACUCCUCCACGUCCUCUAUCGUCGCAAUCCCAAGACAAUCACCCAGCAAGAUGCCUCCCAAAGGACUCGAUCCGGGGCUUGAAGGCGUGAUCUCACAGAUGGACGAGCUGUCCCUCGCACUGAAGGAUGACUUCCUCCUCCAAGGUGCUCACCCCCGUCCCGACUUCGGGAAGGCCGGCCAGCCUGUCAAGGUUGAGGCCAACAUGUUCCCGAUUCGCCUGUCCCAGAAGCAUGGGGCGGGGACCGUCUACCACUAUGAUGUGUCGAUCGCCCGCGUCGUCAAGACCCCCAAUGACAAGAUGCCCAAGAAUCUCACCGAGAAGAUUUGGGCCGCAGCCUGUCGCCAGGAGGCUGGUGCGCCGGACAAGCUGGCCUUCGAGAAUUCAGCCUACGACCUCAUGAAGUCUGUCUACACUGCGAACCAGUUCAACCUCGAGGGCGGCAGACGCCAAUUCGUGGUCAGUCUCCCCGAGGAGGGACGCGAGCUCGAUGACCGCUCGCGAUUCAAGGUGACCCUCAAGAUGGCCAACACGGUCGACCUGCAAAGCAUUAUCGAUUUCUGCAAGUCAGACAAGCAGGCGGAGCAGAAUGCCAACGCCGUGUUGACUGCCAUCCAGGCUGGCAACAUCCUGUUCCGCGAUGACCCCUGCAAGCGAUUCCACCCCAUGGGCGCUCGUGGAAAGUUCUUCAGCAUGGACCGAGCUGAGCCCAUCUCUGGCGGAGCUGUAGUCGCGAAGGGCUUCUAUCAAAGCUUCCGCCCCACUUCCGAUGGGCUCCCAGCCUUGCAGUUGAGCAAUGCUUUCACGGCCAUGUUCAAGCCUGGCUCCUUAAUGGCUUUGAUCCCCCAGAUCUUGGGGAUGGACGGCGGUGGUGGUGGAGGCCGCGGUGGACCUCGGGGUCGGGGCGGUCCUCGUGGUGGCGGCCGCGGCGGACCCCCGGGCGGGGGAGGAGGUCAUCAAGGCUUUGACCAGUUGAAUCCGCACCAAAUCCGGCAGCUCACCAAGCUUCUGUAUGGCGCCAAGUUCACCUUACCUUAUAAGAAGACUGCACGCACCUUUGCAAUCAAAAAGUUUACGCCCCAGAGCGCGGCCGAGAUUAGCUUCGUCGUGCAAGGCAAGGACGGUUCGCCUUCGCGGAAGUCGAGCAUUUUGGACUACUACUUGCAGCAGUUCAACAUUCGUAUCCAGAAACCACGUCUUCCUUGCGUCGUGUAUGGGAAGAAUUUCAUGGUUCCCCUCGAGCUCGUCCACCUGUGCGAGUUUAACCCCGUUCCAUUCGCAUGCCUUUCUGCCAAUCAGGCCGCGGACAUGAUCAAAGUCGCUGCCCAGCGCCCUCCCGACCGUGCUGCCACGAUCAAGCAGUGGCGGCAAGUUCUAAACUACUCAAGUUUGCCUAAGAUUCGGGCCUGGGGCCUGGAAGUUGCGCCUUCCAUGAUUCAGCUCGAGGGGCGCAUUCUACAGCCCCCCCGCAUCAAGUACAAGCAGAGGGAGUUCCCGGCCAUGAAUGGCGCAUGGAAUCUCAAGGACACACACUUUGCUCGCCCCGGUGCUCCACUCAAAGCGUGGGGCGUUCUUUCCCUCGACCGCCGCGUCGGGAACGCAGAGCUGGGCGAGUUCAUCCCCUUUCUCAUCAAGCAGUUGAGGGGGUACGGUAUGAGGCUCAAGGCCAUGUUCCCUACCCAGUGUCUUCUAGGCCAGAAGAUCACGCAGAAUCGAGGCAUCGACCAGUACUGCGGGAACGUGGCUAUGAAGAUUCAAGCAAAGCUCGGAGGAGUGACUCACGAAGUCAAUAUGACUGAUACCUUCACCAAGACAACGCUCAUGAUUGGCGCUGACGUAACCCAUCCUCCCCCCGGAAACGGCGGCCUGCUACAGCCGUCCAUCGCCGUCACCGUGGCGGGCACCGAUGGCGAGAACAUUCGCUAUUCAAUCGGUGUCCGCCUUCAGGAUGGCCGCGUCGAGAUUAUUGAAGACCUUGCCAAUAUGGUGGUGGAGCAUAUCAAGGUUUUCGAGCGGAAGGCUGGGGCCAAACCUCAGCGGAUCCUCUUCUUCCGUGAUGGCGUGUCCGAGGGACAGUAUAUGGCCGUCACAAAAAUCGAGGUAGAGGCUGUCAAGAAGGCCGCAGCCUCCUUUGGAGACCCGAAGUACAAACCGACGGUGACGUUCAUCAUCUGCGCGAAGCGUCACCACAUGCGGUUCUUUGCGUUGGCUCCCAAGGACGUGGAUCGUACCGGGAACCUUAAAGCUGGCUUUGUCGUAGACAGGAAGGUUACGCACCCGUUUGCGUUCGACUUCUACCUUCAGGCGCACGCCGGCCUCCAGGGGACGGCGCGUCCCACUCACUAUGUCGUUCUCAUCGAUGAGAACGGCUUCAACGCCGACCGCAUGCAAAACCUGUGCAACAAGCUUUGCUAUACGUACGCGCGCGCGACACGCGCUGUUUCAAUCGUUCCGGUCGCAUAUUACGCUGAUGUCAUCGCCAAUCAGUGCCGCUUCCUGGCCUACACCGCUGAUGACGAUACUACGGCGGAGAUCUCCAGCGGCCAGCGCGACAAGACGCGUACGUACGAUCCGCUGCAGAUUGCUAAGCGUCUCGGUUCGGUGGCGAACGUCGCUUGGUACAUGUAA
Cutaneotrichosporon oleaginosum is the source of this 3056-nucleotide messenger RNA. RefSeq lists its product as uncharacterized. The record is from RefSeq and is a predicted model, not a curated record. Lineage: Eukaryota; Fungi; Basidiomycota; Tremellomycetes; Trichosporonales; Trichosporonaceae. Gene Ontology annotation, biological process: regulatory ncRNA-mediated post-transcriptional gene silencing. Gene Ontology annotation, molecular function: protein binding; RNA endonuclease activity; single-stranded RNA binding.